Onthophagus taurus is the source of this 1771-nucleotide messenger RNA. RefSeq lists its product as uncharacterized. The record is from RefSeq and is a predicted model, not a curated record. Gene Ontology annotation, biological process: triglyceride biosynthetic process. Gene Ontology annotation, cellular component: plasma membrane. NCBI's taxonomy places the organism in Eukaryota, Metazoa, Arthropoda, Insecta, Coleoptera, Scarabaeidae.
AUAGUUAAUCUGUUUUAAUAUGACUGUAAUUAAAUAAUUACAUAUAUCUAAUUGUGAAAUAAUUGCGUUAAAAUUGCAGUUUUAAAAAACUUUACAAAAAUAGCACAUAAUGAUUAAAUACGUUCAAAACGACAUAUAAAACGAUGUACAUUUCAUUUUCAGUUUAGUCAAAUAAAAUAACAUCAUGAAACUGUUAUUAUAUCACUUCGUAACUAUUUAUUGCGCGAUUAAGUACUUGUUAGGGAUACCAACAGGAUUAAAGAAAAAACUCCCAUAUCCUCUAUAUUUACUAAUACAAGCAUGUCUCGUUAUUGCAUCAAUUAUAAUCAUGCUGUGUUUGUCUUUUGCAUUUUUAUUAAUUCAAAUAUUUUUAUUCGGACUCGAUUUAUGGUUAAUAUUGAAACUAGGCAAUAAUUACGGUGGUAGAUUACCAGGACAAGACGCUGUGUUUGAAAGUACAGAAGAAAAAAUAUCCAUUGCAACCCUUGUAAUUUUGAACCAGAAGGAAGAUGAUGAAGAUUUCAAUAAACGGAUUCAAGAAUUAUUCAAAAAUAUACACAACUCAUCCAAGAAAUUAUCUUACGUCGUCGAAAGUUGUUUGGGGUAUAGUUAUUACGUAAAGAACCAAGUUAAUUCUGAUGAUUGUUGCGUUUUUACUAAAAUUAACGAUAAAGAAUGUUUGACUCGUGACGAAAUAUUAGAACAUAUUAAAAAGAAGUCUUUACGUAAUAUGUGUAAUGGGAAAAGAUUGUGGUAUGGGGAAAUAUUUACACAACGCGUUUUAUGGAAUGAAAAAGAACAACAAAAAGUGAUACUGAUUGUAUUUAGGCAUUGUUUAGGUGAUGGUCCAUCCCUAUUAGGUAUAGCCAAAAAAUUCGCAACUCCCGACGUACAACCAAAACCUACAAAACUCGAUCCAAAAUAUACAACGAAACCUAUAUUUACACUUGAUGACGCCUACGUUUACCGAAACUUUUUAACAUUUGAAAGAGAUGGGCAAAAAUUUGAAACAAUAAAUAACGAACGUCACAUGGCGUUUUAUAUAGAACGUUGUAUCAAGUAUGUCCCGUUAAUUAAAAAAAUUAAAAAUAAACUCGGAUUAGGGUUUACUGAAGUAUUAAUUGCGGGGUUAAUAGCUAGCAUAGAAAAAGUUUUGGAUAAACGAGACAAGGAACUCAGUACAGGUACAGUGGCUGUGGUAUUUAGGCCAAUCGAUGAAAAUUUAGUUAGUAUUAUUAACGGAACUUACGAUUAUAACGAUAUUGCAAAUAAUUCAACGAUAAUUGCGAUAAACGUACCUCUCACCAUGCAAAAGAAAUCAACGAUGAUGGAUCGAAUUAAAUUUCUUAGGGAAGAAAUAAAUAAAGCUAAAUAUUCCAUUGACGGAAUGGCGUUUUAUUCAGUUUACAACAUAGUACAUAUGAUGCCUGCUUUUAUACUAAAGUAUUUGGUUACAACUAUCAUGAAUGUAACAUCGACAAUAACUAACGUUGUAGGUUUUAGAGCGGGAAAACUAGCAGGAUUUAAAGUGGAAGCAAAUAUUCCUUUUGUUCCACAGUUCUAUACCUCACGUUUUCUAUUAACAAUAUUUACGUAUGAUGAUCGUUUUCACUUGACUUUAGCUACAAAAGAAGGUGUUAUGCAUAGUGGGGAAGAGGUUCAAGAAGUUCUUGAUAAUAUUUUUACUAAUAUUGAUAAAUUAAGUCACGAAUUAGACUUAGAGUUGAAUUAAUUAAUAAUUUUAAUAAAUAAAAAUUAUAAAAAACUAGAA